This is a messenger RNA of Rhea pennata, 3408 nucleotides long. It is a transcript of the gene RIC3, whose product is annotated as RIC3 acetylcholine receptor chaperone. The transcript is spliced from 6 exons. Gene Ontology annotation, cellular component: neuron projection; neuronal cell body; intracellular membrane-bounded organelle. The coding region runs from base 76 to 1254 and encodes 392 amino acids. Lineage: Eukaryota; Metazoa; Chordata; Aves; Rheiformes; Rheidae. The record is from RefSeq and is a predicted model, not a curated record. Gene Ontology annotation, biological process: protein localization to cell surface; synaptic transmission, cholinergic.
CAACGGCUGAGUAACGGUUGAGUAACGGCCGUGCUCUGCCCGGCGCGCGCGGGGUGGCGGCGGCGGCGGGCCGCUAUGGCGUUCUCGACCUUCAGGAAGGUGGCGAUGGUCUCCUGCCUGGUGCUUUGCGUCUCCGUGCUGCUGCCGCGGACCUUCUUGUCUCGGGGUGGCGGGAGGCAGGAGCCCGGGGCUGCGCCGCUCGCAGCGUCCGCGCCGCCCGAGGGGAAGCUUGGUCGAUUUCCGGCAAUGAUGCAUUACCAAGUGACGCCGGACAACCGAGCUGCCCCUCAUUUUCCAAGGUCCCACCUUGCUGAAGCGGUUGCCAAAGCCAAGGCAGGUGGAGGUGGAAGCAGUGGUGGAACUGGGAGAGGUCUUGUGGGGCAGAUUAUCCCUAUUUAUGGAUUUGGCAUCUUCUUAUAUAUCCUGUACAUUUUAUUUAAGCUGUCUUCUAAGGGAAAAACUGCAGCUGGGGAGCGGAAAUGUCCUCCUGCUGUACCUGGAAACAUGAAGAGGAAAAUCACUGACUAUGAACUCACUCAACUCCAAGAAAAACUGAGGGAAACUGAAGAAGCUAUGGAAAAAUUAAUCAACAGAGUAGGGCCUAACUCUGACAGCAGAACUCAAAAUGUUGCAACAGACCAGGAGAAAAGGUUACUUCAGCAACUCCGCGAGAUUACGAGGGUUAUGCAAGAAGGAAAAUUCAUAGAUGGCAUCUCUCCUGAGAAGGAAGCUGAAGAAGCUCCCUACAUGGAGGACUGGGAAGGUUAUCCAGAAGAGACCUACCCUGUCUAUGAUAAUUCUGAUUGCUUCAAGCGUAAACAGGACACAAUCCUUGUAGACUAUCCGGACCCAAACCAGCCCUCUGCGGAAGAGCUGGCAGAAAGAAUGGAGGGCAUGGAAGAUGAGGAUGAUCUGUGGAAGGAAACCCUGCUAUCUAAUCUCACCACAGGGAGCGACAGCCAUGAUGUAGUGCAGAAGACAAAUGAGGUAACAGGCAUCAGUAACCAGGGCAGGGACCUUCAUGAUAGCCCGGACUUUGAGGAGUGCUGUUACUGCUGCAAGGACAAUGAUCCUGCUGUCGUAGCAGAGAAUGCAGGAUUCCACUCUGAGAGCUGCAGCGAAGCAGAAGAGCCAGCCAGGGAGGACCUGUCCGUGGAGUCGGACAGUGAAAAUGCAGCGCUGAAGGAGCAAAACGCCGGUGGUUCAGAUGAAACAGGCACACUGAGGAAGCGCAAUGCAAAAGGACUUGAGUAAUAGGGACAACAUGUGGACAUAAUCCUAGAUGGCGACAACACAGUUCAUAAACUGUCAUUUCCUGUGGGUUUGUGUCCUGAUGUUCUGUUUGCUUUCAUCUCUUCAUACUAAUUUCAUUCCUACAAUAAUGAUCACAUCAUUUCCUAUCUGAUGGAAGCCGGUGCCGUCUGUCAUGCAGUCUUGUCAUGGUUUAUACUGACUUGCCAGUAGUACUUUGUCUUGCUUUCCAGAAGCUGAUACGUUGGAGCAGAUUACGCUGUUCAGCUAUUUGUGAUUCUUUCCUUUCUAAUUUCUGAACAAUCAGUUCUUAUUUUUACCAUUGUCAUCCAAGAGUUAACUAAAUAUCUCUUCUGACAACUAUCUGUUUGUGUCUUCUCAUAUGAAAAUAAAUCAGUUAUGUACUUUUGAGACUAUCAUCAGGAAGAUGGAGGAGGAAAUACACUUUUUCUCUUACCUGGAUGUUAACUGCUUGGCAGAACAGACCAUGAACACACGAGCGACUCUCCUACUCCAUCAUGUUACUGCUUCUGUAAACCUAAGAAACUGUUGUCACUGCAAUCCUCGUGCUAACAUAGCCCACAGGAUGCUUCCCAGCACAUUGCAUGUACAAGACCAGAAGUCUCAUCUAUUUUGUGCCCCAGGAAGAGCAUGAGAGAGAAUGAAGAAUUACUGGUUGUGCUUUGUCUUUGCUGUGGCCAUUAGAGCGCUUGGUGAAACACCAAAAUGAGUGAAGGAAUCUGACCGUAACCUGUGUUACAGAAGAAUACUGACAAUACCCCUGGGGAGCCAUCCUGGAAGCAGGAGAGUAGAAUCAUAGAAUCAGUAAGGUUGGAAGGGACCUCUGGAGAUCAUCUAGUCCAACCUCCCUGCUCAAGCAGGGUCACCUAGAGCAUGGUAGAAAGGGUUGCAUCCAGGCGGGCCUUGAAGAUCUCCAGAGGAGGAGACUCCACAACCUCUCUGGCAACCUGUUCCAGGGCUCUGUUGCUCUCACAGUGAAGAAAUUCCCCCUCACACUCAGGUGGAACUUCUGUGCUUCAAUUUUUGCCCAUUGCCUCUUGUCCUGUCACAUGGGACAGCUGAAAAGACUUUCUGGAAGUGUAUUGAACGGCUGAUCUGAAUCCAGGCCAUAUGAGCUGCUUAACAAAAUACACGUGUAGCCACAGUGUAACAACAGCUUUAGUCUUAGAUCACUGGGCAUAGCUUGGGUGUGUUUGGAAAGACAGGGCGUCUUGGCCUACACACUCACAUCAGCCUUGUUAAGAUCAAUGGAUAUCAUCUGCCUUUGUGUUAUUUAUAGCAAAUUCUUACUACAAAAACUAGGUCAUACUAAAGGAAUAGGGAAAAGAGCGGAGAAAGCAUACUGAAUACUUACUCUGUUCUAUUAAAAGCAUAUUUAUUUUUAAAUCAUUAUUUGAUAAACUAGAUUUUAUUUUUGUUUCAAAAGAUCCUGGACUCUUUAAACACUCUCUCACUUUUCAGCAUGGCAGCAUAGACCUCUCCUCAACAGAGGGCUAGUAUUUCCUUCACUGGGAAUCUCUGCAUGUGUAAAUACUAGACUAUAGUUCUUCUGCCUUAGUCGAUGUCCUUCAACUGCAGUACUAAUGUCAUCUGGCAUCAGUCACUGGAAUGAAAGCUGCUUCAUACUCCUUUGCCUGCUAAUACUGUCACAUACCAGCAAAUGAAGACUUCAUCACAAUCUUGUCUAGCCACACCUCUGCACUGGCAGACACUGUCCUUAUUUGAAAACCACAUUUUAUUUAGAAAAAUACCUUACUACCAAGUAGAGCUAUCAAAGGAUUGCCUUCAUUCCAUUGUAAAUAGCAGUGUUUCCUGCCCCUGUGAACAACAGGCUCACUGGUUAAGCACUCCUAAAAGCCACAUGCAAGAAGAGACUGCGUGAGGAGCAAGGUCGGAAGAGGGGUGUUCCUGGGUCUUUCACAGUAGUAGAAGGUUGAUGCUGCUGCAUGGCUUACCAAGCAUACAGCCCCUUGCCAUGAGAAACAAGGAGCCAUCUCAGUUCUACUGCAGCUUAUGGAAAAAAGGACUGACAGAAUUUAUCGUGUCUGCAAAUAAAUGUGAUUAUGAUGUACUUCAAAUUCCAACUACUUAUAAAGGUAUGUGAAAUUAAAGAUGUUGGCUGCUUUUUUUUUGGAA